CGCACACACACACGAAACGCAGGUGUGUGAGAGCAGAGGGAGAAUGCCGUCAUAAUGCUCUGCCAGAUUGCUCACAGCCACCGUACCUGACACAGGGGAAGAAAGGCAGAAUAAGCGAAAGAGCGAUCAUAAACCUGAGCGAACAUGGCGGAGACGGCUGAGGCAGCAUCUGCGGUGAUGACCACCAACCGAAACUGCAGCAUCGAGAUCACCAACCUCAGCAGCAACUUCUGCCUCGUUAACCCCAAGGUCUUCAUGGAGAGCGGCUUCAGCUUCAACCCUCCGCAGCCCACGGUGCGCACCACCAAGACGGAGGUGUGCAGCUUCACCAAGGACGACAACACGGCCACGGGCGCGGUGGGCGUGCUCACCUACGAGCUCUUCCACAUGCACAGCCGCCACUGCAACGAGCUGGUGGCCGUCAUGUUCUCGGUGCCGUUCGACACGCGCUUCUACAAGAACUGGCUGGGCGUGGGCCUGUUCGAGCACACGCGCGCCACCGACGAGGCCCUCUACAAGCACAUGUACUACGAGAAGGACUUCACCAACUUCCAGCGGCACGAGGCCAAAGGCCAGGGCGUCACCUACCACGGCCGGGCCCUCGACGUCAUGGCGACCAUGUCCGACAACGGCAAGGCCAUCCUCAAGGUGGAGGUCUACGACAAGAUGGCCUGAGACAAGAUGGCCGCCUCACCCCUUAAAGAGAGUGAUAACUGUAAAAAAAAUAACUGUACUGUAAUUAAAAAGCACAUCAACUGUACUGAACUGUAAUAAAAUGGUUAAUACAAUGGCUAAUAAACAUCUAU
Molecule: messenger RNA, 806 nt
Organism: Engraulis encrasicolus (European anchovy)
Lineage: Eukaryota; Metazoa; Chordata; Actinopteri; Clupeiformes; Engraulidae
Product: DELTA-sagatoxin-Srs1a-like
Exons: 3
Coding region: 145-675 (176 amino acids)
Biological process (GO): monoatomic cation transport; pore complex assembly; cytolysis in another organism
Cellular component (GO): pore complex
Molecular function (GO): channel activity
Source: RefSeq, a predicted model, not a curated record